Molecule: messenger RNA, 1110 nt
Organism: Aaosphaeria arxii CBS 175.79
Lineage: Eukaryota; Fungi; Ascomycota; Dothideomycetes; Pleosporales
Product: kinase-like protein
Exons: 4
Coding region: 1-1110 (369 amino acids)
Biological process (GO): peptidyl-serine phosphorylation; peptidyl-threonine phosphorylation
Molecular function (GO): protein serine/threonine kinase activity; ATP binding
Source: RefSeq, a predicted model, not a curated record
AUGACGGCAUGCAAGAGAGAUAAGGGUUUCAUCCGGCAUCCAUCUUACUACAAGACUACUCCUUUAGGUGUUAUCGACUACGUUGCUUGCAUCCGUCCUGACCUCUAUUUGAGCUGGAUAUGUGUGUACGUCAUCGUUGAACAAGUGAACAACGAGUCAAAAACGAACGAUCCGGUCGUCUACGUGAUGCAGAGUCUCUGGAGAUUCCUCGGGCAAUCGCCCUAUCUUGAGAUUACAGAAGGAUCGGAUCUAGAGCUAGAUGACAUCGAUGUGAAGUCGCUCCCGUACCAACACAUCGAGAAUCUAGGUUCUGGAGGCAGUGCAAUCGUAGAAAGGGUCCAGGAUAUGAACACAGGGUUGGUCUAUGCACGUAAGACCUUAAGGGACAUCUCGUAUCGAGAUCGCAAGAGGUUGAGAGAGCAGUUCCAUAACGAAGUCAAAGUUAUGCGACGACUCGGCGACCACCCACAUACCACGACGCUGUUCGCAACGUACACGACGAGACGCGAUCUUGUCCUUAUCGUAUCACCAGUCGCAGAUGGAGGGAAUUUAGCAGAUUUUCUAGCACAUCAUCGAGACUGGGGAAAUGCAGCGUCUCAGUUACAUCACGUUGCUGUGCUGAAUCGCGCUUUUGGAUGUCUUGCCUCCGGAUUGGCUUUCAUGCAUGGACAAGGAGUACGACAUAAAGAUAUCAAGCCGCAGAACAUUCUAGUCCACGAUGGACACGUUUUAUACACCGACUUCGGAAUAUCGAGAGAGUUCCUGGAAGCACAAAGCACUACAGGUGACAACCCAGGAUCGUUCACUAGACGAUAUUGUGCACCCGAAGUCGCGGACUGGGGUGACCGAAAUAGGUCUGCAGACAUAUUCUCUCUCGGAUGUGUGUUCUUGGAGGUUCUAGUUGCCCUUUUCCCUCGGAUAGCACCUGCGGGUAUCCUAGAUGGCGCAUAUCAUAUUACUGUCCAUGAGGGACGUCUUCCUGGGCAAAUCGAGUACUCCAAAGCGACAUCAAGGGUUGACAGCACCUUUCGGCACCUAAUAGCCGAUCACCAGUAUCAUAUGGCAUCGAGCCGUAUGGCUUUGGUAUUGGAAAUUUGCCCAGGUACCUAA